Chironomus riparius is the source of this 2975-nucleotide messenger RNA. The record is from the annotation of a GenBank genome assembly. NCBI's taxonomy places the organism in Eukaryota, Metazoa, Arthropoda, Insecta, Diptera, Chironomidae.
ACAACAAAAAAGCUGAAGUCAGUAUCAAAUUUUGUGCAUUGAAAUCAUUAAAAUCUAGCAUUAAAAAUUGUCAAAUAAUCGAAAAAAACCAGAGGAAGGAAAUACUAAUCGCUGGAUGCAAUGGAAUCAAAUGGUAUUCAAAUUUUGACCAUAAAACAAAAAGAAGAGGCUUUAAAUUAUUGCUUAAAAAUGGUUAAUGGCGUGGACAGUAUGGAUGUUCAGGAUUCACUGCUUAGAAACAAUUGGAACAAGGAAAAGGCAGUCGAGGAUCUUAAAAAAUUGCCGCCUAAAUCGAACAAUAAGAGAACAUACUAUCAAUAUCGAAUUAAUGCAAGUGAAAAUGGUACGCAAAAUAAUCAUGUUAGCAAAAAGCCAAGGAGAAAUGACAACGAUGGUGAUGAUGAAUCGGACGAAGACGAAAGGCAAUUUGGAAAGACGCACGUAUUUGAUAGUGAUUCGGAAAAUGAUGGAAAUUAUGCUCCAGAAAUGACCAUACAGCGUAAAGAAGUUUUUGAGUUUUUCAAUUCAGCUAAUAUUGGUGAAUUAACUUGCGUAAGGUCUUGUUCUACAAAGAAAGCUGAGAUUAUUAUAGAGAAUCGUCCAUACAGGAAUUGGGAAGAGCUUGUUAUGAAAUUUCGUGAAAAACCUCUUCAAACUGAAUUACUUAACAAUUGUCAGGAAUUUGUCGAUAAAAGAAAUAAUCUUAAGAAGCUCAUUAAAAAGUGUAAAUCAAUUGUGCUGAAAUUAGAAAAGGCUAUUGAGAAUGGUGCUGGUAUUACAGAACAACCACGUACAUUAAAUAAUGAAUAUAAGCUAGCUGAUUACCAAAUAAUUGGAUUAAAUUGGCUUGCUGUACUUCAUCAAAAUGGAACAAAUGGAAUUUUAGCAGAUGAGAUGGGACUUGGCAAGACAAUUCAAAUCAUUUCAUUUUUGGCGUGGUUAAAAGAAAAUAAUUAUCAGCAGUCAACUCAUGUUGUCUGUGUCCCAUCAUCAACAUUAGAUAAUUGGGCUAAUGAGUUUGCUAAAUGGUGUCCAUCAUUGAAUGUAUCCAAGUAUUAUGGUAGUCAAGAGGAACGUAAAAUUAUGCGAAUUCAAUGGGCAAAAGAAGGAUUCGAUGAUACAGAUGUGAUUUUAACAACUUACCAUGUAAUUGGGUCAUCAAAUGAAGACAAGAAAAUGUUUCGAGUAAGUAACUUCCAGUAUAUAGUCUUCGACGAAGCACACUUCCUAAAAAAUAUGCUCACACAACGUUAUAAUACACUCUUAAGAAUCAAUGCCCAAAGGAGAAUUUUAUUGACUGGAACUCCAUUACAAAAUAGCUUAUUGGAGUUGAUGUCACUGCUUUGCUUUGUUACACCAAAGCUUUUUGAAAACAAGACCGAAGACAUUAAGGCAUUAUUCUCGAAAAAGGCACCAAAACUCGAUGACGGCUCCGAACAAAGUAAUGAUUAUGAACAAGCUCAAAUUCAACGAGCCAAAAACAUUAUGAAACCAUUUAUUCUUCGGCGUCUGAAAAAGGACGUUCUCUCAUUCUUGCCGAAAAAGACAGAAGUUAUGAAAAAAGUUCCACUUUUGCCUGAUCAAGCUGAAAAAUAUCAAUAUGUGAUAGACGAAUAUAAAAAUAUUGAUCCAACAACUGACUCUUACAUGGGUAGAGGAAGUUCUAUUAUGAUGGACAUGAGAAAGAUUGCUAAUCAUCCACUAUUAAUGAGAUAUUUCUUUAGUGAUGCACGAUUACAUGAUAUCUCUAGAGUUUUAGCUCGCGAUUCAGUAUACAAGAAUAAUAAUCCAAAGCAGAUUUUCGAAGACAUUGCACCAUUGUCUGACUUCAAAAUUCAUCAGUUAAGAGAAAAAUAUCCAUCUAUAAGAAAUUUGGUAAAGAUUCCAGAUGAAAUUGUUGUAAGUUCCGGUAAAUUCAAAUAUCUUGAUUCAUUACUUCCAAAACUCAAAUCUGAAGGACAUCGUGUAUUAAUCUUCUCUCAAUUUGUCAUGAUGCUUGAUAUUAUUGAAAAAUAUCUCGGAAUUCGUGGACAUAAAUUUGUUCGACUUGAUGGAAGCACCGCAGUUACUGAUCGACAAGAUUUGAUUGAAGAAUACACAGCUAAUCCUGAAAUAUUUAUAUUCUUGCUGUCUACUAAAGCUGGAGGCUUGGGUAUUAAUUUGACGGCUGCUGAUCGCGCUAUUAUUCAUGACAUUGACUUUAAUCCAUAUAAUGACAAACAAGCUGAAGAUCGUUGUCAUCGGAUUGGGCAGACUAAGGAUGUUGUAAUUUACAAAUUUAUAUCUGAAAAUACAAUUGAAGAAGGAAUGAACGUAAUAGCUAAUGAAAAAUUGAAGCUUGAAAAGGAAGUAACAUCAACAGAUCCAGAAGCAAACUCAGCGGAAGAGCACAAAUGCAUGGUUCGUUUAAUGAAAAUGGCUCUUGGGUUUAAUGAGCAAGCUGCAGAACCUUUCUUAUCUCCAUCAAAAUCAAACAAGGCGGAAGAAGUUGUGGAAGAAGAAAUUGUUUAUGAGAAUGUAGAGUACUUGGACAUGGAUGAUGUUGCUGAGUAAAUUUUAAAGCAAAUAAAUUUCGAUAACCGGAAGAAAAUCUCCAAUUUAAUGUUGAACACACCAAACAAACAAAACAUUAGUUAAGUUUUAAUUUAUAAUUAAAGUUUAGUUUCUUUUGAAUUUAAAGUUUUGCAGCACAUUUUGCCUCGAUUCAGGGUAUCUGAACUAACAAAUGUAGUAUUUUCUUUGAGUUCAAAUCUCGAAUCGCGAGCUACAAUUGAUGCAGAUUUGAGUGUAAGUGCUAAAAUGUGUAGCAAAACUUAAAAAAGCUUUUUUGGUUUUUAUAUAAAAAAAUAAUUCAUUCCGAUGUUAUAUUUUAUUCACCAAAAAAAACUUUAAGUAAUAUUCCUUUUUUUUCACACAAUUCACUAAAACUAAAAUUUAAUGGAUAUAAAGGCUGGAAUAAAUAAAGUAAAUGUAUU